Molecule: messenger RNA, 279 nt
Organism: Uloborus diversus
Lineage: Eukaryota; Metazoa; Arthropoda; Arachnida; Araneae; Uloboridae
Product: protein krueppel-like
Exons: 2
Biological process (GO): regulation of transcription by RNA polymerase II
Cellular component (GO): nucleus
Molecular function (GO): DNA-binding transcription factor activity, RNA polymerase II-specific; RNA polymerase II cis-regulatory region sequence-specific DNA binding
Source: RefSeq, a predicted model, not a curated record
AUGAAAUUUUCUUGGAGCUCAGCUUUGAAAGCACAUUUGAGGAUACACACUAAUGAAAAGCCGUAUUUUUGCGAUUGUUGUAAAAAGAGAUUUUCCCAGAGUUCAAAUUUAAAGCGACAUUUGAGGAUACACACUGGGGAAAAGACCUACUCUUGUGACGUUUCCUUUUCUCAGUUUUCAAAUUUGAAAAGACAUUUAUUGAUACACACUAAUGAAAAACCAUAUACUUGCAAGUAUUGCAAAAAGACAUUUUCUCAAAGUUCAAGUUUAAAAAGACAU